Messenger RNA from Nilaparvata lugens (brown planthopper), 2932 nucleotides. RefSeq lists its product as uncharacterized. The coding region runs from base 396 to 887 and encodes 163 amino acids. The record is from RefSeq and is a predicted model, not a curated record. NCBI's taxonomy places the organism in Eukaryota, Metazoa, Arthropoda, Insecta, Hemiptera, Delphacidae. The transcript has 6 exons.
GAGAGUUUUUUCGUAGCAACGCAUACAGAUCUGUAGCCUAUUACAACUUAGUAAAUCGGCAUCACAAUAGUUACACAACAGCAAUGGAAGUCGCGAGAGUAGGAAAUAAUGUGGUGUAGCCGCUUAGCAAUGUACUGAGGCAGAGGCUGAGACGUCGUUUAGAGUUUAGUUCCUUGUGGACCUUGGCGGGAGCAAGUUCUUUCCGUCUGUCCGGUAUUCCAAACAUCUUGACCGCACCGUAGGCUAACUGAUAGUAUUACAGUGAAGUUUCUCUGUUUUCAAUAAUACAUUAAACGUCGAAGCGUUCGACGACUUUUGAGCGCUGAUAAAGUUGGUCUUCAGGUGCACAGCAUCCAAGCAAUCUUCAAAGAGCGGAUUAUCCUUUCUAGAGGAAAAUGCCGACACUGGACAACUGUUGUGGGAUUUGGUCCCUAAAAGUAGGCACAAUAUUGAGCGGACUCCUUGGAAUUAUAAUUGGAGCCAUCACAUUGAUAUUUGUUUUCACAACGAAUGUUAAGCUACAAACCAUAGUAAUUGACACGCUACCGCCUGAUGUAGUGAAAAUUAUUCUGGCGGUGAACCUCGUCAUGACGAUGCUAAUAUCAGCUCUUCUCAUUGUUGGAGCAUUAAAGCGAAACAGAUUCAUGAUGCUACCGUGGGUGAUCCUGGCCAUAAUGCUUGCUAUUGGUCUGGCUAUUUCAGUGAUUUACACAGCCAUUGUAUUCUUCAUCCAUAAAGUAAUAAUCGGUGGUAUCCUAUGGCUAAUAUUUGGCCUCCUUGGUGUAGCUGUCUACGUCUACCUGUGGUUCGUUGUAUUCAGUUACUACCAGCUAAUACAAGAGGAGAAGGGAAGAGGGCCUUACAACAGGAACAUGUACAAACGUUGAAACACCCAAAUGCCACACAAAACUUGAACGUGUGUUUUUGACUGAAGCGAAGUUGUGAAGCAAUAGCUACUCCGUGGGAAUGCAGAUACCAGUCUUCAAAAAAUUGAAAAUGUGAAAGUGAUUUUAUUAACUACGGUUCACUAACAAAAUUAUAGUACAGUUGAGAAUGUGGAAAGUGAUGAGUGAAAUGUAUCCUAUUGGGAACGGUUCUUGGUAGGGAGAAAAUAUGGGAAAAAAGCACGAUAUUUCUCUAUAUUAAAAAAAAAUUUAAGGACAAGGGACAAGAGUUAGACUUUUAGAACUUAUGUGCAAUAUAACAAGGCAGGCGGAUGAAAUAUUAUAGAUAACGUUGGAAUUAGCCUGGUUGAAAACCUAAUAUAAGGUGUAAUGUAGUUCAACUGGUUUUCUUUGAGAGGUUUUAUUGUUUAUUUAUUUUACUGAAAUAAAAACAGUAAAUUUACACCUACAAUAGGGAUAUGAUAAAUUGUAUGACAUUAUGCCGCUGUUUUGAAAACGAUUAAUCCACGAAUAUUACAAAAUAGUAUCCGUGAAUAAUUAUUCUAAUGAUUAUGAAUUAGUCUGACACUGAGAUCUCUGAAUGAAUCUCGAGAGAAUCGAAUAACUUUCUUGUUUUAAAAUUCAAAAUAUUGAUAAGAGAGUUAUUUGAAAAUAGGUGAUUAGUGACUACAUCUUAAAUUAUUUUUUGGAUAGAGAUUUGUUAAUAACAUGUCUCCUAUCUUAUUAUAUCUGAUAAAAUCCCUUUUUUUUAAACAAUCAAACUUGGGAUAAGUAUCAAUAUUCUGAUUACUAGCAUUAGUGGAUUUCCACUUCAACCUGUUACACACUAUGAUAACACCAAUGGCUUUAAUAACAUAAUAUACCAAAUAAUAAUAUUAUUUUAUACAGUACUAUAUUAUAGUACUGUAUCAAUCUUUUUAUUGGCUUAUAGUAGAAUAUUUUUGUAUAGUAAUGUAAGAUAUUCGUCAAUGAAUUUGUUUGGUGAAUAUAGAAUACCCUAACUAGUUUAUAAGUGCCAUGAAAGAUAUUUCCUAAAACAGUUAAUAUAAGUUUAUUUAUUAUAAUGUUUUAAUUAGUUUAUUGAUAAAAUUAAGGUGGAUCUGUUUGCAUAAAACGCUUAAUUGUAGAUAUUCAAAUAUAGAGCUUAGUUUUUGAUAGUUUUAAGAAUGCAUUUAUAAAUACGUUGAUUACCUAAUUGAAUCACAGCAACGAAUAACAGCAAUGUGUGUUCAAAAUAUCAAAUGAAUUAAAAUUGCAGUAACCCUAUAAUAUAACGCAAAUUCAGAAAGGCAAAAAUUUGAACUAUUUAUAGAAAUCAGGAAAAAAGUUCAUGUCUGUGUUUGAUUCGUGUUUUCUAUCAAGUUAAAUGCUUCAGAUUUCAUAUAUAGAAAGAUCUUUACAUGAAAAGAAAUUGCAAGAGUCAAUCUCAAAUGUAUUAUUGUAGUUAUCACUUAUUUAUUAAAAUUUAUUUUACUAUUUAAGGUAGCUAAAAUGCAUGAAUAUAAUUAGGCCAUCAUUUAAAAUUAUUUAUUUUUUUAAUAAUUUUCUCAAUUUUGGUUUGAACUCAAAGCACAUAAUUUUAAUAAUGAAUUUAUGCUGUUUCUGAAAGUCAAGCAUUAUGGUGAAGGGAACUAUUGCUAACACCAUCACUUGAUUGCAAAGUUAAUCCAAUAACAUUUUGUUGAAUAUCAUCGCUUGAAUUCUAACAAUACGUGUGUUAAAAACGUUGUGAUUUUUCCAAUAAUUAUGCAAAACUAGAACAUAUCAUAAAAUAAAUCAUUUACAUUUAAGAAUUGAAAACUAUCGUUAUUAACUGAUUAACUAUUCACUAAAGGCACCAUUGUUUCGAUAACUAUGUCAGAUCAAUAAAAUGUUGAUAUACAUGCUGUUGUUAGAAUUUAAGCGACGAUAUGUAAAAGAUUCAAGCAAUAAACGUUACUCAUUUCCAAUUAGUUAUUAUUUGUUAACACAUUGUUAUAAAUUGUUUAACUGGAAAAAUAUAAAUUAAAACUUUAAUAUUGUUAUUU